GUCUCUGUGAUCAUUAUUUCUGACUGACCAUGUGUGUCUCUGCAGGGAGCAUGACCUCGGCAACUUCGCCUAUCAUAUUAAAAUGGGACCCCAAAAGUUUGGAAAUCCGGACACUGACCGUGGAGAGGCUCUUGGAGCCGCUUGUCACACAGGUGACGACCCUUGUCAACACAAGCAACAAAGGCCCGUCUGGUAAGAAGAAGGGGAGGUCAAAGAAGGCCCACGUGCUGGCCGCGUCUGUGGAGCAGGCCACUCAGAACUUCCUGGAAAAGGGCGAGCAGAUCGCCAAGGAGAGUCAGGAUCUCAAGGAGGAGCUGGUCGCUGCCGUGGAAGACGUGCGCAAGCAAGGUGAGACCAUGCGCAUCGCCUCGUCGGAGUUUGCGGACGACCCGUGCUCAUCCGUGAAGCGUGGCACCAUGGUGCGGGCGGCCAGGGCCCUGCUCUCGGCGGUCACGCGCCUGCUCAUCCUGGCGGACAUGGCGGACGUCAUGAGGCUCUUGUCGCAUCUGAAAAUUGUGGAGGAGGCCUUGGAAGCUGUCAAAAAUGCUACAAAUGAGCAAGACCUUGCAAAUCGCUUUAAGGAAUUUGGAAAAGAGAUGGUGAAACUGAACUAUGUAGCUGCGAGAAGACAACAGGAGCUGAAGGACCCCCACUGUCGGGAUGAGAUGGCAGCCGCCCGCGGGGCUCUGAAGAAGAACGCCACCAUGCUGUACACUGCCUCCCAGGCCUUCCUCCGCCACCCAGAUGUGGCCGCCACCAGGGCCAACAGAGAUUACGUGUUCAAACAAGUCCAGGAGGCCAUCGCCGGCAUCUCCAAUGCUGCUCAAGCUACCUCGCCCACCGACGAAGCCAAAGGCCACACGGGCAUCGGGGAGCUGGCCGCGGCUCUGAAUGAGUUUGAUAACAAGAUCAUCCUGGACCCCCUGACGUUCAGCGAGGCCCGCUUCCGGCCGUCGCUGGAGGAGCGGCUGGAGAGCAUCAUCAGCGGCGCGGCGCUCAUGGCCGACGGAGGAUCCCGGCGGGUGAAGGUCAGGCGGCCGAUGGGAGCGGCUGCGGAGCCCGGGGUCCUCAAGGCCGGGCGCUGGCACAGCCGAGCGCGGCCGCAGGCGCUGGUCUUCGUCCCUCAGAGGCGUCAGCGAGCGGAGUCGGUUUCAGUGUUUGCGCAGAAGUGGUUACGGUGGAGACGUCUCGCUGCAGAGAAACUUGGAGAGCUUCGCUGA
Vicugna pacos (alpaca) is the source of this 1220-nucleotide messenger RNA. Lineage: Eukaryota; Metazoa; Chordata; Mammalia; Artiodactyla; Camelidae. The record is from RefSeq and is a predicted model, not a curated record.